Messenger RNA from Ochotona princeps (American pika), 945 nucleotides. Its product is annotated as ankyrin repeat domain-containing protein 26-like. NCBI's taxonomy places the organism in Eukaryota, Metazoa, Chordata, Mammalia, Lagomorpha, Ochotonidae. The transcript is spliced from 5 exons. Bases 238 to 945 code for a protein of 235 amino acids. The record is from RefSeq and is a predicted model, not a curated record.
ACCAGCUCAAGUCUAGUCUCCACAGCAAUUGGCGCAGGAGGACAGGAAGAUUUUCACUUUGGUGGAUAGGAGACAGCAGAGGCUCUUGAGGUCCUCUGUUGAGUGUGAGGAAGAUUUUGGGAAUUGAUCUUGUCUGGGUGUUGUUCCCAGGACAAGAGCCUCAGGAAGAUCCCCAAGGCUGCCAGCGUGGGGGAAGCAGCCCACAGAGGGCAGCUCCUCUGUCUGAGAGUAAAUGACAUGAAUGGCAGAGACCAGAGCAGGCUUUCUAGAAAACCUCAUCCUAGUGAUCCAUGGCCUACACCAGAAGUGAAAGACUGUGAUUUUGAUGUCAAGGAACAAGCAUCAUCUCAAGAAAAAUUACAGAACUCAGGGGAGGCUACUAAUGCAUCAGUAAGGAAUCAGCUGGAAUUCAGAAUUAAAGAACUGGAAUCUGAACUCUCCAAAAUGAAAGCUGCUCAGAAAGAUUCUAAUAGGAGAGAAAUGGAGAAAUAUAAGCAACUCUAUCUGGAAGAAGUGGAAAUUAGAAGAAUAUUGUCAAAUAAAUUAAAUGAAUCUACUGUCAUGUUAGCAGAGGUCAGAACCAAACUUCUCCUGGAGAAACUGCGGAACAGAUGUUUACUCAACACUCUCACUGGAAGGCCUCUGCUGGAGUCAGGCUGCGUUGGAAAUGUGAACAACACUUUAGAACUCAAUAGACAUCUAAUUUCACAAGAAAACUUAAUGAUCCCAAUCUCAAGACAACAAAUUUCACAUAACAGCAUGGUCAUCAAAAAUGUUGAUUGGUGGCUCUGGAUACUCAGUGCUCAUCGUGUGCUGUCUCGAGGGCAGGGUGGCUACAAUGUGGUUCAAAGCAAACAUGGCAGCAUUGAAGCCGUCUUCCAAGCAUCGAAGUCCAUGCUCAUCUCCCAGCUGCGUGCACUCUGUAAGGGAGACAAGAAGUACUGA